Molecule: messenger RNA, 726 nt
Organism: Camellia sinensis
Lineage: Eukaryota; Viridiplantae; Streptophyta; Magnoliopsida; Ericales; Theaceae
Source: RefSeq, a predicted model, not a curated record
AUGAUUAGGUGGGGUGACAUCGUGAUGGGUCCGUUUCUUGAGAAGUUUUUUCCCGUCUGUGUAUCGGAAGGAAGAACUCGCGAUCAGUCACCAAUCAGUACUGCAAGGUUCAACAGCCAAACGCUGACCAUGGUUUUACGUCGUCUCUGUAUUUGGCUGCUCCUUUUUGGCGUCCUUUUUGCGUCGACAAUGACCAAGAAACUGGCCGCAAGUUUUUCCAUGCUUAUGGCGGUUGCGUCUUCUGUGCGGUGCUCUUCUCAUGCCUUUGCUGUUCACCUCGCUAUGCUCAUAUCGGUCGAAUUUUUUGUUAGGUGUUGGUGUUGGUUUCGCCACUCAGUCAUGGCAACUGUUGUAUCGGAGUGGCUCCACAUAGAAUACCGGCGGGAACCUCAACGUCUGCUUUCCAAACUAUUCAUCAUAAACAAUCGGCAUUCUGAUAUGCCGGUCUGGUCCAAACUACUUCACCAACAUGAUCAAGGGCGAUUGGGCUGGCGCAUCAGCUUGGGCGGUGCCGCUGUUCCAGCCGUCCUACAUGAUCUUCUCAUCUCUCUGGGUCUCCGAACCCCAAACCCCUCAUUCGAGGAGGCCAUUUGGACAAAGCCAAGAAGCAGCUCCCGCGCAAUUCCGUGGAAGUCCGCCGACGUCCAAGCCGAGUUCAAACGAUCUGGUGGAUGCCGAGUGCGCCUCAAAGGAAGUGGAACACCCAUGGAGAGACCUAUCCAAUGA